AUGGAACUUAAGACUCCAUCGGAAGAAAGCUCCUCAAUUUCUCCCGGACCGAAAGUAAAACUAAUCAUGAGCAAGCUUCGAGCAGAAUGCGAGCUGAUGUUGAUGUUCAUUUUUUUUUCGAUUUUGGGAAACUACUCAAGAUUGGGACUAAUCGAACUCACCGACUACUCAGGUGCAUACGUGCGAGGACCGACUGUGAUGUGGGCUAAUGUGGCAGCUUGCUUCGUUAUGGGGCUGAUGCAGGAAAUGAAAGACCUCAGCUUGUUUUCGCCGCUACUCUUCACUGGUGUUACUACCGCUUAUUGCGGGUGUGUGUCAUCGUUCUCCAGCUUGAUGGUCGAGCUGUUUUCGAAUGCUGCGAACGUUUCAACCGCCCGUGUACCUUCAGGACUACCGAACCGCGCUUAUGGAAUAAUGCAAUUUCUCGCCGUUCUGCUUACCCAAUUGCUGGCGUCCAUUUGCAGCCAUAUAUUCGGACUUCUAGUAGCCAGAGAGUUUGCACCUCUUUUGGAAAGUUCUGGUACACAAGAGAAACCCUUGGCAUUUCAGCGUAUCCGCACCACGUUCGAUUUCAUUUCCAACGUUAUCCUCGUGCUCUCGGUUCCGCUCUUGAUUGUACAGAUCGUCCUGGCUGGUGUGUACGAUAACUACUCCCGCUUUUGGACUUUGUCUGCGGUUUUUGCCUUCCCAGGAGCCGUGCUGCGGUACGUGUUAUCCAAGCAGCUUAACCAUCGCUUUAGGCACUUUCCCAUGGGCACUUUUGCGGCCAAUGUGAUAGGUACACUUAUUUUAGCUAUCAUCACGCUCGUUACCAAAGGAAAACGCUCCGACGGUUCAGGUAUCAUCCACUCGAACACAGCCAAAACCGUGGUGGUGGCUCUUGGCAAUGGAUUCUGCGGCAGUCUGACCACGGUGAGCACCUUUGUAAAUGAAUGUCAGAUUCUGCCGUUCCGCAGAACCAUGAUUUACUAUUUCGUCUCGAUAUUCGUGUCAUUCGGCCUAGUAGUUGUGAUUGUGGGAUCUUAUGCUUGGACAAAAGGUCUAGAAAACUAA
Molecule: messenger RNA, 1053 nt
Organism: Lachancea lanzarotensis
Lineage: Eukaryota; Fungi; Ascomycota; Saccharomycetes; Saccharomycetales; Saccharomycetaceae
Product: LALA0S02e09340g1_1
Exons: 1
Coding region: 1-1053 (350 amino acids)
Biological process (GO): fluoride transmembrane transport
Cellular component (GO): membrane
Molecular function (GO): fluoride transmembrane transporter activity
Source: RefSeq, a predicted model, not a curated record